This is a messenger RNA of Cuscuta campestris, 684 nucleotides long. NCBI's taxonomy places the organism in Eukaryota, Viridiplantae, Streptophyta, Magnoliopsida, Solanales, Convolvulaceae. The record is from the annotation of a GenBank genome assembly.
CUAGAUGGCAUGACCUUUGGAGAUUUCACAUUCCUUGCAUUUUAUUUUUUCAUUUUUAUUUUUGACACUCUUUUCCAUUUUGUAUAUGUAGUUCUAAAUUGAAGGCAAAGAAAACAUAAGGUUGUGAGAUCUCUUUCACAUAUCUGUCUGAAAACACAGGAAACCAUACUAGUGAUUCACAUGCUGUGCACUUCAAUAUACUUUGGUACUUGUUUUAGCAAAAAGAAGAUGCAAGUUCUUUUCAAAGUUUGCAGAUUUGGUCUGAUUGUAGACUUCAGUGUGGAUAUCAGCCCAAUUAUGCCGACCCAAGUUAGUAUAAAAUCUUCUCAUCCUGAUGUAACACUACAAGGAGCAAGAGGUAUCACUCCUACACAUUCUCUUUCAUUCUCAUGUGAUCUUGGUAUGCCGCUAUCAAAUACAACUAAGUGGCUGUUUGGCAACUUUUGAAUCGGUAAGUGCUGAACCAGUAAGAGGUCUGAACCAUUAAGUGCUGAACCAGUAAGAGGUCUGAACCAUUAAGAGCUAGUAUAUUGCUUAACUAUUCAGAGGCAAAUGUCUGAUCAAUUCAGAUAAGAGGUCUUAACCAUUCAGACUCUGUAUAAUACUUAACCAUUCAGAGGCAAAUCUCUUAACCAUUCAGACAUCUGAACCAUUAAGAGGCUGAAACAAACAGUCUGAACCAUU